AUUGUCAUCACCCUUUCCUCCCUUUUUUUCUAUCAGAUCAGCCUAAUUCUUGAAUAUCUUCGCGAUUGCGACCGCCUGCAAUGCGCUUAUAAUCACAUAUCCCCCGAAAACCUCUAAAUUCCCUCCGACCUACCUCCGCCUUCAUACCACCGUCCAGUCGCCAUGACCGUCACGUCGAUUCAGAAUGUCGUCCCCAAUCGCCUCACAACCGACCCCACCGAGCGAAAGGCCGCGAAACCCCUUCCGCAGGUGUAUAAUGCCAUAGACCACCCGUUCAAAGGGUACCACCCACCGCAGCCGGAGGGAUACCAGCAGAGCAAGGCGAAUCCGGACAGCAGUGCGAUAGUUAUUGAUAAUGGCUCGAAUCUCAUCAAAGCCGGCUGGUCCUUCGACAAAACCCCCCGCCUAGUCUUCCCCCCUGUGAUGGCACGAUACCGUGAUCGAAAACUCAACCGAGCAUGUCAGUUUAUCGGAUACGAUUCGUACGUCGAUGCCACGACACGAGGACAGCUGCGGAAUGCGUUCGAUCCCGGUACGAGCGUGGUUGGUAACUGGGAUGUUAUGGAAGGGGUGCUGGACCAUACUUUUAUCAAGCUAGGUGUUGAUGGGGCGAGUGGUGGUGUCGAUCGGCCUAUUGUUAUGACGGAGCCGAUUGCGAAUUUGAGUUAUCCGAGACGAAUGAUGAACGAGAUUCUAUUCGAGUGCUACUCUGCGCCGUCGGUCGCCUACGGAAUCGAUUCGCUGUUCUCAUACCGGUAUAAUAAUGGAAGGAAUGGAUUGAUUGUCGAUUCGUCCCAUACCGCUACGCAUGUUAUUCCUGUUCUCGACUCGAAACCUCUCCUUUCGAACUGCUCGCGAUUGAACUGGGGCGGUAUUAACGGUUCCGAAUACCUUCUAAAGCUGAUGCGUCUCAAAUACCCUACCUUCCCCGCACGGAUGACAGAAAGUCAGAUGCAAGAUCUCGUCCACAACCACUGCUACGUGUCUAAGGACUAUGACCAGGAGCUUGGCGGGUUUCUGGACUGGACGGGGCUCGAAGAUCGAGACCAUAUUGUCCAGUACCCCUUCACAGAGCACGUCGUACCGGAGAAGUCGGAAGAAGAACUGGCGCGGAUCGCAGAGCGGAAGAAGGAAAGCGGCCGUCGACUCCAAGAACAAGCCGCCAAGAUGCGGCUUGAUAAACUUAUGAAGAAGGAGCAGGAAUUGGAAUACUACAAGGAUCUACAGCGGGGUCUUGCCUCUGAACCGAAGAAGGAAAUUAGACGCAUCCUGGAAGCGGAGGAUCUGAAGGAUGAAGCGCAUCUGGAUCGAUUGAUCCGGGAUUUGGAGCGCUCCAUCCGACGGUCGAGGAAUAAGGAUCUAGGAAUCGAGGAGAAUGAAGAACCGGCUGAGGAAAUGUCGUUUCCGUUGUUGGAUGUUCCGGAUGAGGAACUGGAUGAAGCAGGCUUGAAGGAAAAGCGACACCAGCGGUUAAUGAAAUCUAACGUUGAGGCAAGACAACGUGCCAAGGCGGAGAAGGAGGCCGAGAAAGCUCGUCGCGAGGAGGAAGAGCGGUUGGAUCGGGAAAAGCGCGAAAAUGAUUUCGAGUCUUGGAUUGGCGAACGGCGACAGGCCCGACAGAGCGUCCUGCAAAAAAUGAAAGAGCGCGAUCGGAUGAAGGCCGACCUUGGCAACCGCAAAUCCCUCGCCAGCCAAAUGCGCAUGAAGACCCUAGCCAACCUAGCCUCAGAUGGUCCGAAGAAGCGACGUCGUGGCGCAGAUGACGACGACUUCGGCGCCAACGACGAUGACUGGGGAGUCUACCGCACCGUCGCAACAGGCGACCAAAGCGACGAAGAGGAAGAAGAAGACCUAGGCGGCGCUCUCACCAACCUCGAAAACGAGCUCCUCGAACACGACCCCGACUUUACCGAAAACCACACCCUAGCAGCCCAAUCCGACUGGACAAAGAGCAUGGUGCACGUCUUCCUGCGGGGUCCCUGGCCAUUCGACCCCGAGAGUCAACGCGAGGCACACCAGGUGCACCUAAACGUGGAGCGCAUCCGAGUGCCAGAGGUGGUGUUUAAGCCGUCGAUCGCCGGGAUCGACCAAGCGGGGCUGGUCGAGGUGGCAGCGGACAUUGUCAAUCAGCGCUUCUCGAGGGGCGAGGACCGACAACGGCUGCUGCGGGAUGUGUUUUUGACAGGUGGGAACACCGUUUUUCAGAAUUUCGAUGAACGAUUUAGGCAGGAUUUCCGUGAGCAUCUGGCAGAUGAUGCGGAGUUGGUGGUUAGACGGGCUGGGGAUGCAGUGUUAGAUGCAUGGAGGGGUGCGGCACAGUGGGCUUCGCAGGGUGAGUUGGGGAGGGUGUCGAUAUCCCGGCAGGAGUAUUUGGAGAAGGGGAGUGAUUAUCUGAAGGAACAUGAACUGGGCAACGCGAUGUCGUGAAAAGUUACUCGGACAUGCUGGAUACCGUACUCUAGUACUUUACUUCCGAUAUAGGAUAGAAAAAUCUUCAAUGGCAAAGUCAGAGACACGCAGAUAUCCAGAAAUAGGCCAUAGACUCUUCUGUGCUACCCC
Molecule: messenger RNA, 2559 nt
Organism: Aspergillus glaucus CBS 516.65
Lineage: Eukaryota; Fungi; Ascomycota; Eurotiomycetes; Eurotiales; Aspergillaceae
Product: actin-related protein ARP5
Exons: 5
Coding region: 163-2427 (754 amino acids)
Biological process (GO): regulation of DNA-templated transcription
Cellular component (GO): cytoplasm; Ino80 complex
Source: RefSeq, a predicted model, not a curated record